UCCAAUCCUCAGCAAUGUUUGGUAACUCGCGUAAAAUCCGGAAAAAGUUUAUUCGUAUCAUAAAUUCCGGCAUUUAUAUUUUUUGGAACUCUUCUUUGAAAAAAGAAUAAGAAUUCACAGAUGUAAACAAACGGAAAUGGAGGGGAAUUGUAUACAAGAAAGAGAUAAGAAAGGUCGGUUCAAGAAAGCCUCGUCUACUGCUACUAUAACCAUUAGCACAUGUACCGAUGAAAAUAACAACCACCCUGACUUCAUCGAUGUCAACAGCGAAGAUCCACUAGCACAGGUAGAUGAAUAUGAUGAAAAUAAAGAGACAUCUGACCUGUUCCAAGGCAGAAGAGUUGUUGAAUUUUCAAUUCUGGUGGAUCAUUUGCAAAGAGGGUGCUUUCUGUGUCAUACGCCUUUGGAUCUUGUUGACAGUGAGAAAGAGAGACGUUAUGGACUAGCCAGCUUACUGUAUGUGAGAUGCAGGAAGUGCGACGAACUGACGAUCAUUCCAACUGGUAAACGACACAAUAUAGGUCAGAAUGGUCAAGGUCCUUUUGAUAUCAACACCAAACUUGCUGUAGGAAUCUACCCUAUGGGAAAUACCUUUCGGAUAAAGAACUCCACCAUGAUCUUGUGAAAAUCUUCACAUUGUAUGCAGAACAAUAUGACAGACUUUCUUCAUUAGAGAGCAC
This is a messenger RNA of Ostrea edulis (European flat oyster), 680 nucleotides long. RefSeq lists its product as uncharacterized. The coding region runs from base 137 to 625 and encodes 162 amino acids. The transcript is spliced from 2 exons. Lineage: Eukaryota; Metazoa; Mollusca; Bivalvia; Ostreida; Ostreidae. The record is from RefSeq and is a predicted model, not a curated record.